AAUGGUAUGGAUAGAGCUCAGACAAAGCGAAAGCGGAGGCGUGACUUGGAGAAGAGUGUUUUUGAUUUUGAAGCAAGCAUUCCUGAGAUGGAAAAGUGGGUCAAGGAACAACUCGAGAACGACAUUUCGGUAAGCCGAAAAAUCACGAAAUCCAGCACGCCCAGAUUACUAAAAUAAGGGAUAUCGAACGGGC
Molecule: messenger RNA, 193 nt
Organism: Radiomyces spectabilis
Lineage: Eukaryota; Fungi; Mucoromycota; Mucoromycetes; Mucorales; Radiomycetaceae
Exons: 3
Source: RefSeq, a predicted model, not a curated record